Amphibalanus amphitrite is the source of this 3592-nucleotide messenger RNA. RefSeq names its product TBC1 domain family member 5 homolog B-like. The transcript has 15 exons. Gene Ontology annotation, biological process: activation of GTPase activity. Gene Ontology annotation, molecular function: GTPase activator activity. Bases 169 to 2343 code for a protein of 724 amino acids. The record is from RefSeq and is a predicted model, not a curated record. Lineage: Eukaryota; Metazoa; Arthropoda; Thecostraca; Balanomorpha; Balanidae.
UUUUUUUUUUUACACGAGUUGAGUCAGUGUGGUGUUGACCGUGGGAAUUUGCGAGAGAUUUUGUCAAUUUAAGUUUAUUCUUCAAAAUAUUCUUCGCCACAAUCUGUGGCCUUUGCUUACUAUUAUUGAGCCUUUGUUUGAGCUGAAGUUUAGCUGAUUGAAAAGAACAUGGCAGCAAGGCAAGAAGAGCCAGGACAAAGAAGACAGGCAUCUCCUGCUUGGGCAAGAGAUGCUUCUACAAAAUAUCUUCUGGAGUUUGAGCGGUACUUUUCGGGCGGCGCCGGGUCGUUCGGCGCGCUGCACGAGCAGGCGCUGCUGCGACAGCUGGCCGGCUGCGGCCUGCGCUCGCUGGCCUGGCGCCUCUUCCUGCAGGUGCUGCCGGUCGACCCCGCCAGCUGGGAGCUGCUCACCAAGGAGCACCGACGCCUCUACAGCCUGGCCAAGACCACCUACAGUGAUUACACGGAUGUGAAUGACACGCGGAUCAGGUGUGAGGUGAACAAUCCGCUUUCACAUGACGAACAGAGUCCGUGGCACCGUCUGUUCGAGCACGCCGACCUGCGCCGGGUGAUUGAACAGGACGUGGUGCGCACCAUGCCCGACGUGGCCCUCUUCCGGGACGAGCACGUGUGCCGCUGCAUGACUGACGUUCUGUUCGUGUUCAUGCAGAAGCACCCGGAGGUUGACUAUGUGCAGGGAAUGCACGAGCUGCUGGCUCCCAUCAUCUACCUGCUGCGGAGAGAGUACAGCAACUUUGCCGAUGUGCGAGCCGCUCAUCGUGCCAACCACCCCACAUUCGACCUUCUAGAAGUUCUACUGGACAAGGACUACGUAGAGCAUGAUGCCUUUUACAUGCUGGAGAAGCUGCUGAAGAUGAUGGACUGGAGUAGUUCGGUGAACCGUCGCCGCGAGUACGAGGAGAUGCAGCGGGCGCCGCCGCCCGCGCCCGAUCUCCUCCACCCGCCGCUCUUCGCCAAGGACCGGGCCAGUCCUAGUGUGAACCAGUGGGGGCCGUCGCCGUGUAACCGCGCCGUGCGCCGUCACCUCUGUAUGAUCGACUACGACCUCUACCUGAAACUGGCCGAGCUGGGCGUGGAACCGCAGGUGUUUGGGCUUAAGAUGUUCCGACUGCUGUUUGGCCGCGAGUUUCGUCUCUCGGAGCUCUGCUCGGUGUGGGACGCCCUGUUGGCGGACAGCCACGCCACCAGCACGCUCGACCUGGUGCCUUACGUCUUCUGUGCCAUCCUUAUCUACAAUCGGCGACAGAUUCUGGAGCGGGAAGGAAUGGAGGCGCUGACGCUGCUGCUCAACCUGCCGCCCCUACCGGACAUUGCUGGCUGCAUCGCCUUCGCACUCCACAUCCGGAACCCUCUGGAUUAUCCCAAGCCGAACAACUUUCCGCCCCCGCCGCCGGUGUCGCCCCGUAAGCCGGCCGCCUCCAAGAUCCGGCUGCGUCGGCGGUCGGUGGAGCGGUCCAAAUCCGCCGUCGGACAGCCGAAGUCUGAGAGCGGUAGCGGCUCGGUCAGCCCGGCUCGGCCCCGCAGUAUGACCCAGCCGCCGCCAAUGUCGGCGCCGGGCCGGACCGGCCUGGUCGGCCUGGCACGCAGUGGAUCAGAGACCGUAGUGUCGCGGUCGGGGUCAGCCACCGUAGCGGCGGCGUCGGCGGAUCUCGUGACGUAUGGCCCGCCGCCCGUGGCCAUGAAGGAUGUGUCUGCACUGCGGGGAAAGCACGCCCUGCUAGCCUCGUCCGAGGCGUCUGCCUACGCAGUCAUGGAGAGCAAACAGACGUCCACACCACCCGAGUGGAAUCCGGUCAGUGAGAGAGAGCCUUUGCGCUGUGAGCGAAAGUCAGUGGAAAGUAAGAGCGAGUCCGUUCACAGUGAGAGUGAGCCUGUUCACAGUGGGAGGGAGCUUGUGCAUAGUAAGAGCGAGUCUGCUCACAGUGAGAGGGAUCCUACGCACAGUGAGAGCGAGCCUGCUCACUGUAAGAACGAGUCUGCCCACAGUAAGAGCGAGCCUGCUCACAAUGAGAGGGAUUCUGUCCAUGCUGAGAGGGAGGCUGUUCGCAGUGAGACUGAGGCUGUGCAUAGGGAUCUCCGGUCUGUGCACAGCGGGAGCGCUGAUCAAAGUGAGAGCGAGCCUGUUUCAGCCAAAAGCCAACUCGCACACAGCCAGAGGGGAUCCUGGUUAGUGUCUGCCAUCUCCACAUUGCGAGCCAGGCUGCAAACAACAAGAAUCGAGGCUGGGUCUGACGGGGAUGCCGUGCAAGGUGCGGCGGGCGGUGCUGCGCCAGACCCUCUGUGUCGAGACCAUGGACCGGCUGCUGCAGAACAAGGAAGUUGACCUAAGGACGCUCAGAGAGCUAGUCAACGUUCAAAAACAGCUGCUGCGUGACCUGUGGCCGUUUGGCGGCGGCUGGAGCCCGCAGCCGCAGUGUCCGCGUCAGCCGCCGGACGGGACCAGUGACGAGGAGUCUGCGCCGCCGUCCCUCUCCACCCCGGUCCCGGAGGACCUCUACCCGCCCUCCGCCGCUGAUAUUGUGGAGGAGGUCACCCCGGAGGACGGCUCGGCACCCGUCUCCAACGGCCUGCCCGCAGUGGGAGUGUCGCCCGCGUACGACACUUUGGCUGUGGAUGUGGCCAACCUGAGUAUGUCGGAGGCCGCCGAGCAGCGGUGAGCGGCGGGCUGUGGACGGACAGAUCCUGUGAUAGACACAGAGUGAUGUGUACGGCUGUUUCCCGGACUAGAAUGGCAACCGAUGAACGUAGCGAAGCUUACAUAUUCUUGGACACAUCCGUAAUAAUUAUUCGUGCCGGUGUGGUGACAAGUGGUGUCGCCAGGACGACGUCUCCCGGCCGGCGCGAUAUGACCAAGUGACUGGUGUCUCACAGAACUUUGUGCCAGUCGGUGCGAUUGUGUUCUUCGGGCCAGUACUGCAAUUGCUCAGCCGUGGUGUGGCUGCUACUGGGGCCGAUAUCGCGGUAAUGCGUGGGUUUGUGAUAGUGUAUGGAGGCUGUGGACGCUACGUAUGCGCUGCAUUGUUAGCCAUGCCAGACGGCUGAGCGGUGAACGCUUUCCUUCCGUUCUGCUUCCUCAGAUCUGAACAGUGCUGCAGAAUAGCGAGUGACAUGUGCGGUCCACUCCGACUUGUGUGUGUGUCUGCUGUGACGUGUGCCAUAGUGUACGUCGGGGUGGCUGUUUUACGUUUGUACCUCCCGUGUAUCUCAUUUGGAUCCCGUCUCAGGUAUCCGGGGCUCCAGAAGUGCUUAUAGUUCUUUUAUCAGCCGGAUCAUUCCAUUGUUGUAUGCUGCAUGCCAGAUCUUCAAGUACAAGUAUAUUUAGUUAUGCAUAGGCCACUGUACCGGGCUGCGCCUUUCUUGGUUCAACGAUCAUAUCAACGAAUUAUAGCCAGUUCCUCGUGUAAUAGCUUGAUUUUUAUUGAAUCGUAUUGGGGCAUUCCGAACUAUACCUACUAAUGUGAUUAAUUCCUUUUACGGGACUUUAAACGAAUCUUACGAUGCUUAUUUAUCACAAUGCAUUACUGUGGUUUUACGUACACGUCAAAUAAUAAAGCAAAUGGUGAACAAUGCAA